This is a messenger RNA of Oxyura jamaicensis (ruddy duck), 4216 nucleotides long. RefSeq names its product deubiquitinase DESI2-like. Gene Ontology annotation, biological process: protein deubiquitination. The transcript has 7 exons. The record is from RefSeq and is a predicted model, not a curated record. NCBI's taxonomy places the organism in Eukaryota, Metazoa, Chordata, Aves, Anseriformes, Anatidae. Gene Ontology annotation, molecular function: deubiquitinase activity. Bases 603 to 1346 code for a protein of 247 amino acids.
CUGCAGCCCUCAGCACGCCGAUCUGCCCAGAAGGACGCCGAGAGCUCAUCUCCACCCCCCCCCUACUCCCGCUGCUACCCCCGGAGCCAGAGGAGGGCUGUCCCUGGGGCCGGAGGCUGUUCUCUGUGCAUUGGGAUUAUCAGACCCGGACGGUGCCUGGCUGCGGCCGUGCAUGAACCUACAGACCCCCGGGAGGCUCGCCUCCCGGGUUAGAGUUAGAAAGAAACCCGUCACUCUGUGGAGGGGUGAAACAAACCCUGUACAACCAGCAACACCAGCCCAAGCCUUCCUGCCUUCUUGCAACCAACUUCACCCCACACCCCCCAGCCGUGAGAUUUCCCUCUUUUCCUCCUCCCUCCGCUCUCCUUCCCUCGGAGGCUGCAGGAUGAGGCUCUUCCUUCUGCCUGCCUCAGGGUAAAAGCGUACCCUGGGGGCGGCACCACACAUCUGGCAGGGACUUGAAAGGUUUUAAUCCAGCCUCCGCUGCAAUCAACAAUGGCCAAUGAACCGGUGAUCCUGAAUGUCUAUGAUAUGGACUUUGAAGCAUGUUUCCAGCUGUCUGUUACCUCUCCUGAGGUCUCAGAGGUGUCUCAUUAAAGCUGAUGUUAAAGCCUAUUAAAUACAUGAAUGCAGCUUCUAAGGAUGCAUCUCAUUUAGCUCAGCAAGUGACUGACAUGUUCGCUUCAGCACAGCUUCCUCCUGAGACAGCCCGUGGGCUGUGCCAAAGUGCCGUGAAGCGUUUGCGUGUUCGGUCACACACCAGCGGCAGAUUCUGCAGCACCCUGGAGAUGGGGUACUGGAUAAAUGAAUACACCUCCACCUUGGGGAUUGGUGUCUUCCACUCUGGCAUCGAGAUCUACGGCAGAGAGUUUGCCUAUGGAGGGCAUCCCUACCCUUUCAGUGGGAUUUUCGAGAUCACACCUGGCAGUGCGGUAGAGCUUGGCGAGACCUUUAAAUUCAAAGAAUCCAUUGCCUUGGGCACCACAGACUUCACAGAAGAAGAUGUGGAUAAAAUCAUGGAAGAACUGGGCAAGGAGUACAAAGGCAAUGCAUACCAUCUGAUGCACAAGAACUGUAAUCACUUCUCUGCUGCUCUGGCUGAGAUCCUGUGCGGGAAGGAGAUCCCCCGCUGGGUGAACCGCCUGGCCUACUUCAGCUCCUGCAUCCCCUUCCUCCAGAGCUGCCUCCCCAAGGAGUGGCUGACCCCGGCAGCCCUGCAGAGCCACAUCAGCCUCGGGCUCCACAAGGAGGAGCAGGGGGACACAACGGAUGAGGAGUCCCCCUCCACCUCCGCUGCCCCCUCAGCCUCAGGCACCUCGCGAACCUGUAGACAUACCCGGGUCUAAGCUGUGCCCAGUAUGCUCUCUAAUAACGUUCUCCUCUCUUGUACUAUUUCUUCCUUGCUCACCCUUUCACACACCUUGUUUCUCUCUUUUCUUCACCUGACAACGCAGGGGAAGGAAGACCCCUGCUACCAAGGAGGAGAAGCUUCAGACCCUUUUCAAAGGGCUGCCACGACAGUUGCUUGCCAAAACGAUUGUGGACUCCAACACUGAGCUGAGAGGUGUGGCAACUAAGCUGGAUUCUCUUCCUGGGAUCCUCAUGCUCCUCGAUCCAUGGAGAACUGCUGGCUCUCUCAGGCAUGAGAGCACGCGUAGGGGCAGGGGGGCACCAUACUGUGACGUUCCUCCUCUGGAGCAGUUUUAUCUUUUUAUCUCUUCCCCCACCCACUUGAGCCCAGCAGCCUCCACUCUAUUUUGGCUGGGGUUGCCAUUCCAAAUGGCAAAUUUCCUGCCCACGCCCAGUGAAAGAGGCAGAGCCAGAACUCAACCUCAUCUCUUAGACCAGCAACAAGCUCCACUCAGCCCCAUCCCUUUUGUAAUUAUCAGGUUUCUAACUCACGUGAAGGACAAAUGAAAGGUGCUGCUGUUCUACAAACACCAGUUUUCAGUACUCAAGUUUAAGAGCUUGAAUGACAGUCCUGCUCUUGAAAAUAAUAACAAAGAGAACCUAGAAAAUGAAUGUGUUACUGUGGCUGUUCUUCGGGGUCAGAAAAAAAGAGGAUGGGGCUAGUGCUUAAAGGCAGCUGCUAAGUAGGUGCAGAGAUGACUGUUGACCAUAUUGGUGCUUUUUGGCACAGACCCCUCUCAGUUCCCCUAUUUCUAGGCAGUGUUCCUGGUUUCCUCUUUUCCCUUUCCCCAGGCUGGCGAAUCUGUCUCCUAGCUGAUGGUUGCUGGCUGUCUUUGGGGGAAAUGGCUUUCUGGAGCAGUAAGGUGAGGAGAAAGAAUCUGCUGGGAAGAUCAGUACUUCCUUCAGCUUGUUCAGCGCUCACGAGUCCUAAAAGGUAUCUCCCGAGCCACCCUUCCCCAGCCUAUUUUAGAGCCAAUCAAGAAGGUAACAAAUAAGUGGUGAACCCAAAGAAUGUCAACAUGUUUCCUUCUCCUCCCUUUCUGGAGGUGGAGGGGGAAACCAAGGGCCACAUCGGGAAAGCAUGGAUGACCCUUCCCAUGCAUGGGCCACCAUGGUGCCUUCUGUUGUGUGCACUAUUUCAAUGGCAUGAAAAAUGGGCUGAGCUGGUUCACUGGUCUCCAGGCUGGCUCUUGACAAAAAUCUGGUCUUUGGAUGUUUUUCUGCUCAUUUUGGUGGUGGACAAGAAAACUGAGGAGAAAAGGACACAUACGCCAACUCUACCACUCAGUUACCUCACUAGGAAUUCUAUUCAGAUGAUGUGGGAGAGCAUCAAAGGGGAAAUCCAGACCCCACUUUCUCCCUUCUAGCUCCUCUUGGCCACACAAAGGAGGAUGAAAAAGGCACAGGCCCAGUGUUGAAAGAAGGUUUCUGUUUUAGAAAUGCUGUUCUCAACAGCUGCUACCAAGUCAGGACUUCCUCCCUCCACCCAAAAAACCUACAAGUGCUUAAGAUGGGUUGUCUCCUUUCAUUGGCUGCUGUAAGACCAAGUGUGUGCUAAGUCCAACUAUAUGUUUCUUUAGCUCAGGUAUACAGAAGCGUGUGCUUUCAUGGCUGGCUAUGCUGUACAUCGUGUCUGCACAGGCAGUGCUUAAUGGUUUGUUACACGUGCACACUCUGCGUGAAGAGAGGCUUUGGCGAGAUGUAUCGUAUGGAAAUACAACACACAGGAUGGUCUCACUCCACUGCUUCCUGGAGUGAUGCAUUUGUGUUUGGGCAACAAACCUUUUACAACACACCUCUCAUUUUUAUCCUCUGAACAAAUUGCUGCAAGUUCUGUACUGAACUAAAGUCAUGCUCCUUUACUAACCUUGGCUACUCACAGCCAAUACUGCAUUAUGAGCAAUUCUGCAGCUCCUGGUAUCCAAUCCAGCACCAAUCUUGAUUACCCUGGCUCGUCCAGGGACGUUUAAUAAGAUUUCUAUCCUGUUCUCCAUCCUGCUGCCCAGAAACAUUACACAAUGUACUGCUGUGUACUCCCCUCCCCUGCAGUCAUGGUCACUGUAGCCUAAACCAGCAGCGCAAGCUCCAUUUGUCUGAAGUUCCUAGGGUGCCUGCCAAUAGCUGGCAGCACAGUACAUGAAGUGAAUUUUUAAAUCACUUUUUAAAGUCCUUCUCUGGAGGAAAGUGAGAAAAGGCUUUCCCAGAGCUUCCAUGCAGGCCAAGGAAACUGCAGUCAGAAACGCCUCGUUCCUGACGUGGCAAAAGCCAGCCAGCCAGCCCUUGGGUUUCCAUUCAGCACCUGAGCUCCAUGUAAAACCUCACGCACACACCUAGGAGAGAACUAUGGCUCCAGCAGCACGUUUCAUGAGGAAAACCCUCUCACGGUGUUUCACAAAGUAAAAUGUUUAACUGGCUGUAUUGUAACACAGACAAAGCUGCACUCAACCUUCUUGGGGGGGACGUGACUAUGUGCUUGAAGUAUUGGGAGUAACACUUGGGAAGAGCUGUCAGUGUCAUAAAAAACUGAUGUUUGUUUUUGUUUUUUACCUACUUUUAUGUUUGUCAGUCUGUUUAUGGCAGUUGGGGUCAUAACAAGGAGGCAUGAAACCUCUGUCAUAAGUCAAAACCAGAAUAUAUUCCAGUCUUCAAAAAGGUUUCUCCCCACCCCUCUCUGUUCAAGGUGAUUGACCAACAACGUCAAGAACAAAGGGACACUGUGGAAAUAAAAUAUAUAUUGGUGAUAGCUUUAUCUCUGUAAUUUAACAGCAUUUUAGAUUAUUAAAAAUGAAAACAUUUUUAAGUCUAA